AUUGCUACCACAAGUAUAAAUAGUUUCGCUUACGAUAGUUGGUUUAUCAGUUUCAAGUCUACUUCAUCCAGACAAGUACUAAGAACUUAAAAAUGUUUUUCAAAACCAUAGUUUUCUUCGCCGUCUUGGCUGUAGCUUUAGCUGUGCCAGCUCCAGAAGCGAAAGCUGACCCCAAAGCCAAACCGUGGUUAGCCUACAGUGCUCCCUUGGUAGCCUCAGCUCCUGUAGCCUACAGCGCCGCCUAUAGUGCUCCUUUGACUUAUGCUGCUGCUCCAUUAGCCUACAGCGCUUAUCCAGCUUAUUCUGCUUAUGCGUCACCUUAUGUGGCUGCUGUACUUUAAAUCCUUUUGUUAUUAAGUUAUAAGAAUAAUAAAAAUGUGUUGAGAUGA
Anthonomus grandis grandis is the source of this 389-nucleotide messenger RNA. Its product is annotated as cuticle protein 16.5-like. The record is from RefSeq and is a predicted model, not a curated record. Bases 93 to 341 code for a protein of 82 amino acids. The transcript is spliced from 2 exons. NCBI's taxonomy places the organism in Eukaryota, Metazoa, Arthropoda, Insecta, Coleoptera, Curculionidae.